Messenger RNA from Erythranthe guttata (spotted monkey flower), 862 nucleotides. RefSeq names its product actin-depolymerizing factor 7. Gene Ontology annotation, biological process: actin filament depolymerization. Lineage: Eukaryota; Viridiplantae; Streptophyta; Magnoliopsida; Lamiales; Phrymaceae. Gene Ontology annotation, cellular component: actin cytoskeleton. The record is from RefSeq and is a predicted model, not a curated record. Gene Ontology annotation, molecular function: actin binding.
UCCAACGUUGUACCAAAAACCAAGGAUCCCAUUCUCUCUCUCUCUUCUCUCCAUAUUCAUCUUCUUCUUCUUCUUCAAUCUAAACUUCAAUCUCUUCUUACCACAAAACAACAAUGGCGAAUUCGGUGUCGGGAAUAGCUGUGAACGACGAGUGCAAGCUGAAAUUCUUGGAGCUGAAGGCGAAAAGGAACCACAGAUACAUUGUGUUCAAGAUCGACAACAAUGUCCAGCAAGUCGUUGUCGAGAAGGUGGGCCCGCAGGGCGAGUCUUACCAGGACUUUGCCGACAGCCUCCCGGCCAAUGAGUGCCGCUACGCCGUCUACGACUAUGACUUCACCACCGAUGAGAAUUGCCACAAGAGCAAGAUUUACUUCAUUGCAUGGUCACCAGAAGGGGCAACAGUGAGAACAAAGAUGCUGUAUGCAAGUUCAAAGGACAGAAUCAAGAGAGAGUUAGAUGGGAUUCAAGUUGAGUUACAGGCAACUGAUCCAAGUGAGAUGAGUUUGGACAUCAUCAAAGAAAGAGCUUAUUAAUUUAUUAUUAUUAUUAUGCUUUCUAUUUAUUUAUUUAUUUCCAAUAUAUUUCCCAUUUUUUUUUUCUUUAAAAUACUUUUUUUUUAAUUGUUAUUUGUAAUUUUCAUCGUACUAUUUAUUAUGUCAUAACACAAACUAUAGUUGAUGAUGGAUCAUACUAUCACCUUAUUCCUAUUAAGAUAUUUCUUUUGAUUGGAUAUUUUUCUUGUCUUUCAUUAUGUUUUGAUUUGUUAAAUUAGCUUUCUUUCUUUUAAAUAAAUUUUGCAAGGAGUCGAUCAAAGAAAUUUGAAUUUCCGACCUCGUUUGUAAUAUGUGAAGUUAUGGGCAAC